AUGCAGCACCAUGUCGUUCAGUACGACGACAGCGACAACGGCGAUGACGACGGUGGAUUCCCUGUUUCCUACGCCGUUAUUCGCUUCUCCCACGAUGGUGGAACUUUUGAGACGGGAGGUCCAGUCAUAUCUCGCGUCUCUCGCGUCUCUCGCGUCUCUCGCGUCAAAACAGCUACUGUGACAAUCACUGCCACCGAGUCAACCCAGACGACAAGCUUGACCACAAUUUCGUCGUCGCUAACUACGAACACGGCCACCGUCACUCCAUCGUCUGCCACUAUAACAUUGGUGACUUCUUCGACGCAGAUCACCUCGCUGCCCACGUCGAUUGAUUCCGCCCCCGCGGCGGCUCAGGUCUCAGUUCCGGUCAAUACUCUUAUUGCCAUCAUCGCUGGCACUGUCGGUGGCCUCCUGCUCUUCGUCUUCGUGGUUGCUGUCAUUCAUGCUUUUGUGCGCCGCAGACGAAUCGUUCACGACGAGACCCAUAGUCCUAUCGGCGCUGAUACCAUUAUCGAGAAGGGAGGCUCCUCCAGUGAGCGGCAGCAACACCAUGAGAACAGCGGCAAUGUCGGCAACAGAGGUAUCUCCCAGCCAUCCUAUAUCGCGCAUCCGGAGCUUGGUAUAUCUCAGCAACACCCGACGGCAAACUACAUGCCUGCUGGCGAUAUCCGCAGCCGGGCGCACGAUAUAUAUCCAACACAGGCCAUUGCCGAACUUCCCGCCGGUCCGCACUUUGGCCAGUCACAGCACGGUUAA
Molecule: messenger RNA, 756 nt
Organism: Colletotrichum higginsianum IMI 349063
Lineage: Eukaryota; Fungi; Ascomycota; Sordariomycetes; Glomerellales; Glomerellaceae
Exons: 2
Coding region: 1-756 (251 amino acids)
Source: RefSeq, a predicted model, not a curated record